UAUGACUUAUCAGGUGGUUUUGAGCAACGAGGAGGAGGGAAGUAGAGCGCUUUCUAUUGUAGUUACCAUAUUUCCAAACAACACAGAAACAGAGAGGACAGAUUCAUUUUUCCUCAUCUAGUGAGAAAAAAAGGAAGUUGUUGAGUUUGAGAAAGUUGUCGAGUUUGAGAAAGUUGUCAGUGUCACUCAGAGUUUUACACCAUGGCAGGCGGCUCGGUAUCGGAGUGUAAGGAAUACUUGUUCAAAGUCCUCGUCAUCGGGGAGUUAGGUGUGGGGAAAACCAGCAUCAUCAAACGAUAUGUCCACCAGCUAUUCUCCCAACACUACAGAGCGACUAUUGGGGUAGAUUUUGCACUCAAAGUGAUCAACUGGGACAGCAAAACGUUGGUGCGGUUACAACUAUGGGAUAUCGCAGGUCAGGAGCGAUUUGGGAACAUGACGCGGGUGUACUACAAGGAGGCGGUGGGGGCAUUCGUGGUAUUUGACGUGACGAGGGGCUCCACGUUUGAGGCCGUGUCCAAAUGGAAACACGACUUGGACAGCAAGGUGAAACUGGCCAAUGGGAGCCCUAUCCCCUCAGUGCUGCUGGCCAAUAAGUGUGACCAGAAAAAUGAGACUUCCAACAACACAUCCCUCAUGGACAACUUCUGUAAAGAGACUGGCUUCCUGGGCUGGUUCGAGACCUCGGCCAAGGUGGGAAAAGGCAGUGUGGAACAUCGAACACUGAAUAGAUGGGGAAAAGUCAAAGGCAAGAAUAGCAUGAAAAGGACAACAUCAACGUGGAUGAGGCAGCUCGGUUCCUGGUGGAGAACAUCCUGCUGAAUGACAAGGGCCUGCCGUACGAGGAGAGCAACGGAGACCGCAUCAAACUGGACCAGGAGACUAUGGCUGCCGAGAGUAAGUCAGGCUGCUGCUAGCAGUGAGGACUCCUUCUGUGUCCACCCUCCGGCUUGCACCCCAGCCCACCUCACACAGAAGGCCUAGAGGUCAAGGACUGGGUCUCCGAGCCCCCCCUACCGCAGCCCCCAUCUUCUGUCUCUACUAUCACAACAGGGGCUGCUGUUCAGGGAGGGUGUGACCCUGAACCCAAUUCCUCACUCCAAGCUGUCAUUACUAUGGACUUCCUAACUUCUAACCCCCCCUAUGAGGAAGGGGUACUGUCCAGGGAGUGGGUCCCGGCAGAUCUCAACCCACUGACUCUGGACCCUGCCAACCCCAUCCCAACACCCCACGUUUCCCCCCUCCUUGCCCCCAGACGUGAUCUAGUGCCCUCCCUGAUGCUCUGUGUUAUGAGGCUCUGGUUGUGGAAGACAGAGGAGCACCCUGAUGGAGGUGACAUUAGAUAUAGAAACUUACCCUCUUACCAUUACCAGUAUGUUCUCAUUGUUCUGACACUGUUGUCACAAUCACGCAUGUAACUGUCAUGUUUCAUAUGGUGCCAAGAGGUUUAAAAAGAAUAAUGUUAAGGUGUAAACAAAGGUGGGACUAAGGCUGUGGUAUAACUAAUACGUUUUUGUCUGUUUUUUAUCAUGAUGAUCUGUGUAAUGUUUGAGUGUUCUAGACAAUGCUAGUCACACAAAUAAGUCUUGAAAGAAAAAAAACAGAGGGUACCAUAGGAUAGAUCAGUUUUAAUAUUGCAGAUAAUUUGAUAGAACCUAAAAUCUAAUAGUUUGCAUAAUUUCUAAUCCUGUUUAUUUUUACCCAACACUACCACCCCUCCCCAGAUUGGAGUAAACUCACGAACCACAAUACUUUAUCUGCUCAACAAUACUUAUACUGCUACUUACAGCUUUCACAUGUCCGGUGCAUGUAGUUAACUAAUUAUACAUAUAUUCCUCAUUUCCUCUUUCUGCAGUUGCUGGAUUUUCACUUGAUGUCUUUGUGAUAGAUGUACUCUUUCGUACUAAGAGGUGUAUUUUUUUAAACAUUGUGUUUGAUCAUGGAUGUAUAAUUCCUUGUGAGGUACAAAAAGCAUCAGGCAGGGGAGUGAACCAUCCCUCUGCCCAGGUAGUUGAGUAUCAUAGGCAAGUGUAAAUUCUUUUUUUAAGUGCUGGGUCUAUUAAAUGUAUGUGACAUUAUACAUUGAAUCAACUACAAGAACGAAAAAUAAAACAUUUUAAUUGCA
Molecule: messenger RNA, 2125 nt
Organism: Oncorhynchus keta (chum salmon)
Lineage: Eukaryota; Metazoa; Chordata; Actinopteri; Salmoniformes; Salmonidae
Product: ras-related protein Rab-32-like
Exons: 4
Coding region: 202-822 (206 amino acids)
Biological process (GO): vesicle-mediated transport
Cellular component (GO): Golgi apparatus; vesicle; trans-Golgi network
Molecular function (GO): GTP binding; GTPase activity
Source: RefSeq, a predicted model, not a curated record